AUGGCUAAGAUUAGGCAAUUUGGUAGUGUUCUUCACACUGGUGGAUCGGGUGAUGGCGAGGAGAGAGUUGUCAAAAGUGUAAGACAACAUGUCAGAGAUGAUGAUCGAGCUGUGGGACAGAAUGAUGAUUGUGAGGUUGUUGAAGACGAGGCUGAAGCUGGUUUUGAGAAUGAGGUUGAUGAGAAUGGAAUAGGUGUCGAAGAGGAAAUUGUCGGAGACUUACGAGACCAGUUCAGAGAUGUUGUCCAAGAUGAGGUGGAUAAUUAUGAUGGGGACAGUGGAGAUGACAUUUGGAAUGAUGAUACUAUUCCUGAUCCAUUGUCGUCUGAUGAUGAUGAAGAAGAGUUGGAGCGUAGGGAAGAGGUCGCAAAUACACAAGGCUGUGAAGAGCUUUUGUAUUUGGGAAAAAUGUAUGGUUGUGCAUCUGACUUCAAAGUGGCUCUUCUAAGGUAUUCACUAAGAACAAGGUAUGAUAUCAAAUUGUACAAAUCAUGUGCUAGGCAACUUGGUGCAAAGUGCUCUGAUGUAGAGUCUAAGUGUCCUUGGAGAAUAUAUUGCUCUUAUGAAAGGAGAAGACAUAAGAUGCAGAUUAAAGUUUAUGUGAAUGAGCAUACUUGCUUAAGAUCAGGAUACUCGAAGAUGUUGAAGACAUCUUCGAUUGCUAUGUUGUUUGAAGAAAGGCUAAGACUGAAUCCGAAGCUCACAAGGACUGAGAUGGCUGAUGAGAUAAAGAGAGAAUAUAAUCUAAUUGUCACAGAGGAACAAUGUGGUAAAGCUAAGUCUAAACUUUAUAGACAAAGAAAAGCAAGCCAUGAAGCUCAUUUUUCUCGUAUUUGGGACUACCAAGCAGAGAUUCUUCACACAAAUCCUUACUCGACGAUGGAGAUUGAAACUGUCCCAGGACCAGUUUUACAGAGCAAACAGAGGUUUAACCGUCUGUACAUGUGUUUCGCAGCUCAGAGAGAGACUUGGAUUGACACAUGUAGGCCAAUCAUAGGUUUAGAUGGGGCAUUUCUGAAAUGGGAUAUCAAAGGACAGUUGUUGGCUGCGAUAGGACGAGAUGGUGACAACAGGAUUUUUCCAAUAGCUUGGGCUGUGGUAGAAGUCGAGAACAACAUCAAUUGGGAGUGGUUUGUUAAGCACUUGAAGGAAGCCUUGGACUACAAGAUGGGGCUAGAUUCACCAUCAUAUCAGACAAACAAAAGUGAUAUGCAGGGUUUGGUGAAUGCUGUUAAAAAUGAACUACCUGAAGCUGAACAUCGUAUGUGUGCAAGACACAUUCUAUCUAACUGGAAGAGAGAUAGUAAGGAUCCAGAGUUAGAGCUUAUGUUCUGGAUCAUAGCACACUGCUACACUAAAGGAGAGUAUGAGGAUGCUUUAGAAGCACUUAAGAAGUACAACAAAGGUGUGCAUGACACUCUUCUUCUCCAAAAUCCUCCAACAUGGUCUAGAGCAUUCUUUAGACAAGGAUCAUGCUGCAAUGACAACUUGAACAAUCACUGUGAGUCGUUCAAUAAAACCAUAAGGGAAGCAAGGAAAAAACCACUACUCGACAUGUUAGAGGAUAUUAGGAGGCAGUGUAUGGUGACAGGAAUUCCUUGUAUACAUGCUGCAUGUGUCAUAAUUGCAAAGAAGAUUAGGUUUGAUGAUUAUGUGGUUGAUUACUACACAACAGAAAAGUGGCGACAAACAUAUAGUCGAGGAAUCAAACCUGUCCAAGGCAUGAAGUUAUGGCCUAGAUUAGGUAGGAUAGGAGUUCCGCCACCACCAUUUAGAGUAGGGAAUCGUGGAAGACCAAGUAAUCAUAAUAGUAAGAAAGGUCUUAAUGAAUCUUCAUCUUUGCCCAACAAGAACAAGUUAAGUAGGGACAAACGUAUCAUGACUUGCUCAAACUGUCGAGAAGAAGGUCCUAACAUACAGACUUGUGCUAAUGAGAGGGUCGAGAAUGCACCCAAAAGACCAAGAGGUCGACCAAGAAAAGAGAUUUCGGGAGAUGUAUCUCAAGCACAAGGACCAUCUCAGCCCCAAGAUGAUGGCACAGAUGCAGUGAGAAGAUGA
Molecule: messenger RNA, 2058 nt
Organism: Brassica napus (rape)
Lineage: Eukaryota; Viridiplantae; Streptophyta; Magnoliopsida; Brassicales; Brassicaceae
Exons: 4
Coding region: 1-2058 (685 amino acids)
Biological process (GO): regulation of DNA-templated transcription
Source: RefSeq, a predicted model, not a curated record